GUUGGGGGUUUGUUUGUGAUAGGCGUCCAGGAGGGAAUGCUAAGCAGGCAGCUGGACGUGAUGACACUUCGUUUCAGCGGCAGUUGGGGGUGGGGGUGCCUGCACUAGAGACCAGUAGAGGAGUCAAGCUGGCUCGGCUCUCAGGUUGCCCCCUGCUGGCUUUCCUGCUAAGGAUCGUCCUCUUCCCAAAUUCCAGUACAUUCCCCACCCCUUAGCAGCAGGGGAGGGGGCCAGAGGCUUCUUUCUAAGGAGAGACCAGGGACCCCUGGUUCUUUCCUCUCCCACCCCUCGUACUUCCCAGGGCCUGGCCUGCCCCGGUGGUUCCUUGGAGAUAGGGCUGGGAAAGGAACCAGAGCCCGCUGCCCCGCGCACAUGCAGCACAGCCUUGGGUAUAGGGAAAACCUUGUCGCCAUGGCUUUAAGUCUCUCAAGGAAGGGGGUCCACUGCCCUGUGUUCACCAAGCUGAGGCAGACAGAGAAGGAAGUGGGCCAGGGGCGUGGAGAACACAGCCCGGCUGCUCCCCGGGCCGCUCACACAUGAAAACUUCCUGCGAUGAGAACGGAAGCACAGGUGCUGUCCCCACCAAGACAGCUCCCGGAGCUGAGGCCAGAGGGAAGCCAUGGACAGCCCCGGGCCCCAGUCCUGCUCUUAGCGCUGCUGACACUCUGCAUCACUGCUGGGACUCCUGAAGUGUGGGUGCAAGUUCAGAUGGAGGCCACUAAGUCCCCGUCCUUCACUGUCCGCUGUGGAUUCCUGGGAUCUGGCUCUGUCUCCCUGGUGACUGUGAGCUCUGGGGGGCCUGAUGGUGCUGGAGGGACUAGGCUGGCUGUUUUGCACCCAGAAUUUGGCAUCCAGCAGUGGUCCCCUGCCUGCCAGGCCCACUGGGAAACCAAAACCAGCAUCUCCCUCACCGUGGAAGAAGGGUCUGAGCGGAGAAGCCCCAGUCCCAACACCACUUUCUGCUGCAAGUUUGUUUCGUUUCCUGAGGGCUCCCAGGAGGCCUGUGGGAACCUCUUCCUCAGCACAGACCAAGGACUCCCUGCCCCUACUCCAGCUCCCAUGCUGCGGGCUGACCUGGCCGGUAUCUUUGGGGUGUCGGGGGUCCUCCUCUUUGGCUGCGUCUACCUCCUCCAUCUCCUGCAUCGGCAGAGGCACUGGUCUGUCACGAAGGUCCAGCCACCCCGCACCAGUCCCCCGAUACAGACGCGAGCAAGGGUGGCUGGUCAGGCCUCCUACACCACCUACACCACGGUCAACACCAGCUGCUACUGCCCGGCAGCUCUGGACGUGGUCCUCCCGCCCCCGCCCCUGUCCCGGUGGGCGGCGCUGCCUGCGCGCGCAGUCUGCCAGCCCCAGCCACCUGCCCCCUGGGAACCCCUGCCAGCGCCAGCACGCAGCAGUUUUAUCUCCAUGGAGAAUGGACUUUACGCUCAGGCGGGAGAGCGGCCUCUCCAAGCCGGCCCGAACCUUGUCCCUUUCCCGGACACUCUCGGGCACAGAGCCAUGGAGGGGCAUUUAGGAGUUCGAUAACAGGGCCCCCAAGUCCGCUUGGGCUUCCUCUCCUCUCAGACCUCUGGGACCCCCUUCUGGUGUCUGUGUCCUGGGGGCGCAUCAUCUUUGCACAUUUUAUUUUAUUCUUAGGCCUGCAUAAGUGUCUCCACACAUACCCGGCCAAGGCCCCCUUGCUGCGGAUGUGGUCAGCACGUGUGCAUGUGUGGGUACGUGUGGGCACACGUGUAUCUAUGUGAGGUGACAAAAUCCCAUCCCAGGUUGUUUCCUGUUUUCAAGUCCCCAGCCCUCACAGGUGACGUUGGUAACUAAGUUUAAAACAAAACAAAAAAAAAAAGUGGUUUCUGACUGGA
This is a messenger RNA of Ailuropoda melanoleuca (giant panda), 1862 nucleotides long. RefSeq names its product PVR related immunoglobulin domain containing (gene PVRIG). Lineage: Eukaryota; Metazoa; Chordata; Mammalia; Carnivora; Ursidae. Gene Ontology annotation, molecular function: signaling receptor activity. The record is from RefSeq and is a predicted model, not a curated record. Gene Ontology annotation, cellular component: plasma membrane. Gene Ontology annotation, biological process: negative regulation of T cell receptor signaling pathway.